CCGAUUUCUCAGCAUCCUUGAGGUUAGUUAAAUGUCAAAAUAUAGGAGGGGUGCAUCGAAGUAAAAAAAAACUGGCUAUAGACGAGUGAGUCCGACAGCCUUACAUAAAAUAGAAGAAGAAGAAGUAAAAAACGCAGGUUCAUGGUUAUAAAAUGGGAAGUGAACAAUCUUUAAUUAAAGAUUUGGAAAUAGAGGACAAAGCAACAGAAGUGUCUAAUUAUUGGUCAGUGUAUUCUGCUAAAUUGAAAACAGAUGCACAAACAUCUCUUAUCACAAUAUUUCAAGGUGAUUCUAAUCUGAACUCAAAUCAAUUGUUAUGGCAAAACAAAAAUCCCCUAGAAAAAGCUGCAAAGAAUUUGAUGUUGUUUAGGCAUCCAUCUAUACUAAAAUAUAUUCCCCAUAUAUCAGCAUGGGAGAAAAAAGGGCCGACUUCAUCAACUAAAUUUUUGGCUACUGAAAACUGCAAGCCACUUUCUCACCUCAUUAAAACCCAAAAUUCGCUUCAAAUAUGCCUCGGACUAAAGAACAUUCUAAAUUCUUUGGUAUUUUUGGUGGAGCAUGGAAAAAUGAGGCACCUAAAUGUAUGCUUUUCAUCAAUAUAUAUCACUAAUGAGGGUAUCUGGAAACUCUUUGGUUUCGAAUACCUUUGGUCAUCACAUGAAGUUAACAGUAAUCUCUUGGAAAUGUCCUUUUCAAAUAGAUACAGUAAUGCUGUAGACAAAAAUGAGUUGAUAAACAAUGGAAUUGGAAUUGAGCAAUAUGCCUUUGCAACAUUGUGCAAGGAAAUAUUUGAACUAAUGCCUAAAGAGGUGAAUGUGCCUCAUAGUGAUGAGUUUCAAAAAUACUGCACAAAACACCUUCAACACACAAAUCCAAUAUUACGUCCUGAAUUAUCAGCUGUUCUUUUGCAUCCUUAUUUUAAUCACGAUUUUGUUGCGAUACACUCAUUCCUUAGUGAAAUUCCACUAAAGGAUCCAACAGAAAAGCAACAGUUCUUCACUGAUCUUGUUGACAAAUUGAGAACUUUUGAUGAAAAUGAUGUGGCCAUACAUCUGGGUGAUUUUCUCCUAUCACGUCUUGUUUUGCUUGAUCCUACUGCCCAAAUCACCGUAACUCCUUUCGUCCUUGAUCCAAAAUGUGAUGACAUUGUGCCAGGAGUGUUCAGCACAAAAACAUUUAUCAAAUUUAUUAUUCCUAAAUUGAAGAAAGUCUUCUGUGUGCACGAUCUACAAAUUCGUCUAAUUCUGCUUGAGCAUUUCCACAAGUUUAUGUCGCUCUUUACAGAAGAAGAUUUGACUGGAUUAAUCCUGCCUCAACUGUUACUUGGCAUUAAAGACACCAAUGAUAUUUUGGUGUCAAUGACCCUUCGAUGUUUGGCAGAUUUAGUAGCCAUUUUGGGUGCAACUGUGGUGGUUGGAAGGAAUAGAAGUAGGCUAUUUGCAGAUGGACGACCUCAGCGUGUUCCUGAGGCAUCUAUACAUCAUUGGACAGAACCAAGGUCAAUAUCACCAGUUGUUGAAUCAGCUGGUCAAUAUUCAUCUCAUAAUAUGAUAAUUAGAGAUUAUAAUGACUUGAGCAGAUUGUCUUAUACCGAUGUCAGCAAUGAAAAUCUUUUAUCAGAGAGGCUUUCACCUGACGGUGGUGAGGCUGGUGACGAAAAAAAUAAAGAUGAUGAUCAGUGGAGUGAUUGGGAUGAAGAAAGUGCCAAGACUCCUGAUCUUACUGUAGAAAAUGAUUUGCAGAUACAUUCAACUAAAUCUGUGCUGGUUAAUGACGAUAUAGAGAAUUUAGAUUCAAUUAUGAAAGCAAAAGUAAAAUCAAACGAUGAUAAGGAAAUUGAUUUCUUCAAGGAUAUGGAACCAGUGAUUGCUAAAACACAAUUCUUGGUGAUUGAAGAAAAGAAGGAACAUGAAACUCAGCAGAUAAGUCGAUUGCAGGCUAAUUUAAAUGAGAACGUUACUGAGGAAGGUUGGGAUGAAAGUGAUUGGGAAUAAAAAUAUCUAAUAAUUCCGUAAUUUCCCUUUUAAUUGUUGAAAAUAAAGUAGGAGGAAAAUUGA
Messenger RNA from Phlebotomus papatasi, 2057 nucleotides. RefSeq names its product protein-associating with the carboxyl-terminal domain of ezrin. Lineage: Eukaryota; Metazoa; Arthropoda; Insecta; Diptera; Psychodidae. The transcript has 2 exons. The record is from RefSeq and is a predicted model, not a curated record. Bases 153 to 1994 code for a protein of 613 amino acids.